CGUCAUGCAAAGAUUGCAUGAGAUCGAUUCACGAUCUUUCCCUGUUCUUGUCCACUCUUUGUCCUGCAGACCAGACGUUAGAUGGAGAGAAGAAGGACCGAUGGGGCCAGUGGACAUGAGGAGUGACCGCGGACAGUUCCCGGGACUUCCACACACCCUGGAACAGCUUGACCUGAAAUAUUGCAUGUAAAAAAAAUCGUCCGGAGAUGAACGACGUGGAAGUUGGGGGAUCUCGCCCACCAGGUUUUCCUGCAUCUUCUCUGAAAAGACGCAUCAUGAGACUCGGAAGGAAGUCCAGUGAUGGUUCCUUGCAGGCUGCACAUCAGGGCAAGAAAAAAGUCAACCCAAUGGGAACACCGAGAAUCAUUAGAAGGGACUGCAGAUGAUUAACCACUUAACGACAUGCCAGGUCAAGUUCAUCCACUGGCAGUUCGUCUACAAGCAGGUCAGCUGAGGUCGUGGCUUUCAGGCAGCCUUGCAAGAGCCGCAUCCGUCGCCAUACCAACCGCCUUUCUGGAGUCUUCCUUCACGGCCCAGCCCACAUGUCCACGCAAGUCAGGAAAACAAGCAUGAUGGUAUCGGAUGCUGUAAUUGAGGACGACCCCUCUGAGCUGUCGAAUCAGUUAAGCGCACCAGGAAUCUUGAAGAUCUUUGGGGGUGAAAUCUGCAAAGGCGCUCACUAUAAGAGUGUCCUCGCCACCACGCACUCUAGUGCAAAAGAGUUGGUUAAGGAGGCCCUCGAAAGGUACGGCCUCGGAAAAGAAGAAGUGAGCUCAUAUGUUCUCUGUGACACUAUUGGCUCUAUUGGAGCGCGUCAGUGGAAAACUGAAGGAUUUCGAGUUGUGGGGGACAACGAGAAGCCACUCCUCAUACAGUCACUAUGGAAACCAAGGGAAGGCUUUGCCAGACGCUUUGAAAUCCAGCGGCUAAGCCUGGUAGAGGAACAGACAGCCAAAGAAAAAGACACCAUCACUGCUGGUAUCAAUGCCCAGGCCCGAAAGCUGCAGAAGAGUCGCUCCAGAGUGAACUCCACCCUCAUGGAAAGAACAAUCAGUCGCAGCCAGAAACUCUGGAGGAGCAAGAGUGAGAUGGAUCUUAUAGAUGCAGAGACCAAGAGAGAUCAGGAUAAAGGUUUGGGGGCUCAGAGAGAGUCCCUAAAUGGAUUUCCAGUAGAGAGCUAUAAGCAUCCAGAAGCAGGGCCAGGACUCACAGUUUCCUCAAAAUUCAAUGGGGAAUUGCGGGACAAAACAGAGGCCCUCUGUCCAUCAAGACCGAGAGGUGAGCAGGAAGGAGAGGAGUCGGAGAGGGAGGAGACGGAAAGUAGCGAUGACAACACCACACAGUACUCUAUUCACCCACCCCACGACUGUCCAUACCUGCUGCUGCUGCAUGGCUGCAGCUUUGUCCAGGACUUCGUCAUCUACCUACUUAUGAGUCCCAGGAUUGUAAUAGGGCGACAAGAUGGACAAAACGAACAUACCUCAAAGGUGGACUUCAGCCUCCUUGCUGAAGAUAUACUUCCUAAACACUGCAGUUUUCAUCGUAAUAGUACUGGGGGACCUACAGUACUCUACCCUUUUCCGGAUGCUGUGGUCAUAAGGAAUGGCAGCGCACUGAACAACGAAGUAGAACUUAACCCAGGUGAUGUCAUUGGCCUGGGACAAAGCUACUUGUUUUUGUUCAAAGAUCCCUUAAUACACAAGCAAAAAGAAGUGGACAGUGCUGCUAUUGAUCCCAGUGCGUCGUCAGUCCCCUGGUUACUUGGAUACGCCACAUCUGCUGCGACAACAAGCCAGACAAAAGAUGGGAUACUCUGCGACACCUGCAUUGACCUCCAGGGCCAUGAUAUGUUAAAUUCCCUAAAAAGGGCCCCCCCAUCUCUGAAAUCAGCAGAGGGCCUGUUUCUGACUUUGAACUAUCAGGCUGAGGAUGAGCAUUGCAUUGUGAAAAAAAUUAUUGCUAUGGGAAGCAGCGGUGUGAAAGACAGACCACCACUGACUGUUGCAUUUUUGCUCUGCAUGUGUAUUCAAUAUUCCUCAACACGCCUCCCUACGUCAGACCUACGAAGACUUCUGCUGCUUAUUGCAAGUGAAAUUGAGAGUGCCGUGUGGGAGCAAACCAAUGAAUUAGCUUCUGUUCAAAAGGAAAUCCUCGGUGACAAAAUAUCAGGACUGUUUCCCCUGGUGCUAUGGAUGUCAAACAGCCUAGAAAUACUCCAGUUCAUCCAGUACCAGCUGCCUCUCCUCUUAGAGUGGAGAAACACAGAGGACAAUGAAGAUGGAAGAGAACAAAGCGAGAAGGAGGGAAAUUUGGACCUGCUGGGGUUAAAGCUGUCUUGUCUUCGUUCAGCCUGUGGAGAAACGAUAGCCGCCCUGGAGGAGGUCAUCAUGCUUACCUUCCAGCAGUGUGUGUACUACAUUACCAAGGUCCUCUACCCCAUCCUGCCGGUCGUUCUUGAUUGCAACCCAUUCAUGGAGGGUCCCGAUCCACCUCAGGGGACCGGCGAGGAUGUUUCGGUCCUGGGUGGAAGCAGGCUGAAGGUCCCUGAUGAGAUCCAGCAGGUUGUGGCGGUCCUGACAGAGACUCAGAGGCUCCUAUCAGACAGUCAGCUCCACCCUGAGAUUUCCACACAGCUCAUUGGAUUCCUUUUCUACUUCAUCAAUGCAUCACUCUUCAACGUACUCAUGGAAAGAGGCUCUGUGCCAGGUUUCUAUCAGUGGUCUACAGGCAUGCGCUUAUGGACCAAUCUUGACUUGCUGCUGAGCUGGGCCCAGACAACUGGAUUGGGAAAGCUGGCUUCUGCUCACAUGCACACUCUCUCAUCUGCAAUAAGUCUUUUAGCUACACCUAAGAAUCGCUUGCAACAGACAUCUUGGGUGUCGCUGCGAUCCGAUUUCCCUGCCCUGAAUGCAGCUCAGCUGAACCACCUGCUGAGUCUUUACAUCCCGCCGUCUCCCACUUGGACGCCUUGUGUUCGAGACCAGGCAGACACACACAACACUGAUGACAUCUUGCAAACUUUUGACACCCAUCAUCCUCUCAGACUGCCAGAUGGGGAUUUCCAGUUCGUUUUGGGAAAGGCAGUGAGAUAUUCAUCCCUGACUGAACAGUUGGACAAGCUCAAAGUAUCAAUGUUCAACCUCUCUAAUUUACAGUCCCAUGGAGUCACUGCUACUGGCCAGCACAAGGGUAUCAUUAGCCCCACGGAGACCAGAAACAAGCAAGAAAAUAUGGACACAACAUCAGUCCAAACUAUCCACCAUUGCCCGUCCUCCUCUGUUUCACCGCCAUCAACCUCUUCCUCCACCCAACAACUGGAUGACCUCAGUGCCUGCGGUGCCCUCCUUUUGUCCAAGAAGCUUUGGGACUUGCAGACAAGAGAGGCGUACACCGCUGACAGGAGGAGGUCGGCACUGGACCCCUCGUGUCUCCUCACCCCACCCAACAGUCCCCUUAUCAUAGAUCCUGUUCACUUUCCCGGAAAAGACACAUUAAUGAAGGGUGCAAGUGACACACAUUCUUGUUUUACUGAUGUUGGGGGACACAUUGGAGAUGGCCUAGUGUUUGAAUGUCUGGCUGCACUGAAAGAUGACCAUUUGAAUCCAGAUUACACCUGCAUGAAAAGGAUAUUUGAACUCAUAGAGGAAGAGGAGGAGGAGGCCGAAGAUAUGAUCAACCAUUUUGAUGACAACAAUGAUGAGAUCUUCAGUUUGGAUAUAGAGCGGGAUGAAAGCGGUCUGGGCCUUGCACUAGUCGACACACGGGAUCUCCCAUCAAAGGUGAAAGGCAUAUUUAUCAGGGCCGUGGUCCCAGACACUCCUGCAGCCCGCUGUGACAAGCUGAAAUCAGGAGACAGGAUCCUUGCUGUUAAUGGAGUCAGUCUGCUUGGCCCUCACUGCCAAAAUGGCAAAGAGUUAAUGCAGUCGUCAGGCGAUAGACUGAGGCUACUGGUGGCAAGAUCUGAUUGGAUGUCCAAAGCUGUACAGACUGAAUGCUGACGUUUGUGUUUGGUUACAUUGUUCUCACCAAGUUACUGCCGUAGCAGCUGUAUGAACUAAAACAUGCUGUUUUAAAUGUUUGCAAGGAAUCACUACCCCACCCCUGACCAUAACCAAGUGGAACAAUCUGCUGAUAAGAAACUUUUUUUUAUAUUUUGGGGAUGACAAUGACACUGAUUCAUACAUAAGGCUCUGCAGACAAACUGCAGUGUAAUUACAGUAUGUUCAAAUCCUUUUUUUUAAUGGUUUAAUUACUCAAAUUGCAGUAACGCCAUGUUUGGUCUGUCUUAUAUUCAUGUGUAAAUAUAUAUUUUUUAAAUGAAUCUGAAUUCUAGUCCUGUGUGUUCCAAAAAGUGCACUUUUACUUCAACGUGUAGAGAACGGGGUUGAUUUUCACACUUUUUUACUGCAGUGUGUAUUCUUUCAGCAGUCAUUUCUACAUCAAAAUAAAGCUUACAGUGAAGUGGG
This is a messenger RNA of Nerophis ophidion (straightnose pipefish), 4466 nucleotides long. RefSeq names its product Ras association and DIL domains 2b (gene radil2b). Gene Ontology annotation, cellular component: microtubule. The coding region runs from base 543 to 3998 and encodes 1151 amino acids. Lineage: Eukaryota; Metazoa; Chordata; Actinopteri; Syngnathiformes; Syngnathidae. Gene Ontology annotation, biological process: neural crest cell migration; signal transduction; substrate adhesion-dependent cell spreading. Gene Ontology annotation, molecular function: GTPase binding. The record is from RefSeq and is a predicted model, not a curated record. The transcript has 19 exons.